UAUUAAUGAAGCCUAAGGCUUAGUUUUAUACUAGAAUAGUAGUAUUACUACUUGGGCUUUAUUAGUAUUAUACAAUAUCACUAAGAUAUUCAGAGUAAGCCUUGGAUCUUUCUUGUCCAUUUUGAUAGUGAUUAUGUAAGAAAUAAAUUAAUGAAAAAAAUAAUAGAACUAGAGGCAUAGAUGUAUUUUAAGUUACUGGUUAGAGUAGGUUCAAGAACUGCUUUUCUAAAUUAUUGAUGCUUACCUGGUCAAGAGCUGUUGCAGAAAUCCUCCAUAAUAUAUACUUCCUUCUUCUGUCUAAUCAGGUUAAAAUCUUCAGUAAAAGAAUGAUAGGAGUAUCUGAAACUUAAUCAGGACUAUCCUGAUUAAUGACCAUGUCAUCCAACCUUAUACCAAUUUUAUCUUCAAGUCCUCCUCCUCUUAAUGAGGGAACAUUUGUUGAAAAUGAUGAUGAUGAGUUUGGAGACUUCACAGCAGCAAAUGAAACCAACUGUGAUGCAUCUUCUAAUAAUGUUAUGUCAAACUUGACAUGUUUUCAAGAUAACCAUGCAAAUCAACCAGGAAAACCAGAAGCACAUGAAGUUGGAAGUGAAAAUAAUAGUGUUUCAACAGUAGGGAAUUAUAAUGAAGAUGAACAACAGUUUGCAGAUUUUUCAUGUUUUUCUACACCUGAACAACCAAAACCUUUGAAUGGUGUUAUUGACCAAAAUAUUGAUCCUUGUAAUCAAGUACAGUCAGAAACUCAUCAUAAAUCAGAUCUUGUAUCAGAAGUUAAUGAACAUCAUAAGAAUCAAUUAUUUUCACAAAGUGAUGAAUUAGAAAAACAUGUGGAUAAUGGAUGUAAGUUACUGACAGGUGUUUCAGAAUUUGAAAGUGCAAUGAAUCAUGAUAUGAAUAGUUCUUUUGAGGAAGAACCGAUUUCAGAUGUCAAAUUUGUAUCAACAAUAUGCUUUAAAACGGACAGUAUUUCUAGUGAAAAGUUAGUGUUAAAUAGUGAUCAAAUCACUUCUAGUCAUUCUUCAGAAGCUCUGGUAACACUGAGAUCAGAACAUGGUGAAAGGGUACCUUCUUUAAAUUCUAGUAGUGACAAGAUAUCAACUACUUUCCACAAUGAUCAGAAAGAAAAUAAUGGAGAUUCAGAGGCGUGCAAGAUUGAACAAAGUUCCUCAGCUACAUCUUCAUCCAGUGUACCUCCACUAAACAUAUCUGAUGAUGAAGAUGAAUUUUUUAACUCUGAUGGAUCAACAGGCCAUUCACCAGAAAUACAGUGUUGUACAAAACCAAUACAAGAAUCUACACAUGUUCCAGAAGAGGAUAAAUCUGAUAUUCAAUGCUCUUUAUCCACUUCUACUAACUCUAAGUUUAUUAGCUGUUCUGCUUAUACAUGGAACACACAAAAUAUCAUUUCCAAUGAAUCCUGUUUUGUUGGGGAAAACCUCCACAAAGGAAUUACAAAUGGGCAGGAAGAUGUUGAAAAAGAUGAUAUACCAGAAUUGGACCUUCCAGAGGUUGAUGAUUUUGAUUUUGGAAGUUUUACAAUGGCUACUGCCAAUAAAGACAUAAUUCAUGAUGAAGUAGGCUCCACUCCUAACAGUUAUAUAGAUCAUGAGGAAACAAAGUCAUAUUCUUUAGUCUUGAACAAAAAUAUAAGUUCAAAAGCCUUUGAAGGAAUAUCAGAUCUACCUGAUGGAAUAUGUGCUUUAGACACAGGGGUUAAUGAAAUGAACAUUGAAAGCCUACAAAGGAUGGAGAUAUCAAACUUGAACAGAGAAGAAAAACUUUGUAGUAAAAGUGAUUCAGUCCAGUCAUUUGGUGAGAAAGGUACAGAAUGCUUUGAAAACAGUGUUGAAAUUCCUAGUACUAUAAUUAUAAAUGAAUUUCCAGCAAUGAAAUUUUCAAAUGAUAAAUAUUUAUAUGAUGAAUUUCAAAGUGUACAACAAAUUAUGCAAGAAGAAUCAUCUGUUGGAGAAGGAAAUGACUCGGAGAGUGAUGAUUUUGGUAAUUUUGAAAGUGCUAAACAAAAACUAGCAGAACCUGAAGGUUUUGCAGACUUUGAAAAUGCUUCAUUUAGUGAAAGAGUGGAAGUAACCAGUGAAGUACUGCCAGAGAACUCGGAUAGUAACUUUGCAGAUUUUGUGAGCUCGGACAUUUCAAGUCCUAUUUUGAAUGAUAAAAAUUCAGUGAUACAGCAUGGUAAAAAUAAUGAAGAUUUUGCUGAUUUUGAAUCCUCACAAAGCCUACCUUGUUUGCCAACAAAUCUUUUAACAGGAAUGGUGUCUUCUACCACAAAGUUAAAGGAGUACUUUACUGUAGUGUUUCCUGGAAAGGUUUUGGAAGAGCAUGUCCAUAUGAAACUAGAUCAAGGAGACCAUGAAGCUUUGUUUCUUGGAGAUCGUUUGUCAAGAAGCCACAUGUUGUGGGGUCGACUACAGGACAUUGAAGAGACACCAGCUCUAUUAUACCAUUGGGGAGGAUCUCGUUCAUGCCAACAUAUGCUCUGUUCCCUUAAUAUUGACACUAGGAAUAUAAUUCCAACACCACCUUUUUUUCAGUUACGUAAUCCCUCCAUUCCUCUAUUUGCUUCGGGCCUUGGCCUCCUUGAGCCCACCAGGGAACCAGUACUAACUGACAGGUGUCAUGAAAAGUUGCUUCCAGCAGAGCAACCAAUCUCACCAGAAAAAUCUUCGGAGUUAAUACCACCAGUACAGUUUGACUGGAGAACAAGUGGACUUAUCAAUCCACUGGAAUCUGAGCUUUCCUCAUCUGCCCUGUUGGAUCUGGACUUUUUUUCAGCUAAUGAUGCUAUAGGAGAAAAUAAUCACACUGUUAAAACAUCAAGUUUAGAAGAAGAGUUUCUUGGCCCUACCCCUCAAUCUCCACAGAAAUUGGAAUCUGAACCUGAACAUCAACCCCAUCUGCUGGAGAAAUUACUCUCCAGUGUAAAACCUACUACAACAACUGUCUUCCCCUCCAAGCAAGCAACCCGUCCUCCUGGGUUAAGUUCAGAGGCCAAGAAAGUUCUAGAUAAACUACCAGAUCUUUCUUUCAUGCAGGCCAAGGUCCUAAUGUUUCCUGUCCGCAGCUCCUCUGUUUUGUGAAAAGUGGCUAAAACUUUCUUUUAUCCUGGUAAAUAUAAAGUUAAAAUGAUAAAAUUGCAGAUCAAAUCCUUGAUGUUUCUUCCUUAGACAAAGUCAGAAGCUUUCACUGAUAGCUCUUUAUAGUUAAAAAGUGUGCUUUUCACAGAGCUUUUAUUGUUCAAAAGUUCUCUGUAUUGUUUAUUUAUAAACAUUCUAACAGUUUCAGUGAUGUUUAAAUACUGGAUGAUUUUUUCAUAUCAUUGAAAAACAAAAUGUGUGUGACAGUGCAAAAUACAUUAUUUUGCUUAAGUUGUUGAUUAUUUUAAUAGAUUAGAGGGAGAAUAUUAUGUAAUGUAAAUACUGAAAAUCAACUUUUCUUUAAUGUGGAUAAAGAGUAAGCUUUUUUUUGUGAAUUACUGCUUUGUACAGAAGGUUAAAAAUCUAACAUGUUUCCUCUGAAUGAAAUUCUUCUGUUUCUAUUCAUGCUUUACAAACAUAAUAUAUAAAUCAUAAUUUAGCAAAUGCCCCUUGUGUCAUUUUUGCAUAGCUUUUGUUUUCUUUUGUGUAUGAUUGGUUUAUCCUGUUUGUUCAGAAACUAGAUUAGUUGAAGAGGAUACAUAAACACCAAAAAAGUUUAUUUCUUAUGAUUAUCGUACUAGUUUUGAUUGUAACUGGACAAAUUAGUUGUGAAUUUUAAUGCUGACAGCAACAAGGUUGGUAAAGAACAAGGCAUGCUUUUCAUGUAUCUAAUAAAAAAUAUGCUUAAGUUAUUAAAACCUAUGUAUAAUACAGUUCUUACUUUCAUGUCGAUAUUGGCAGUGGACUAGUCAUGUUUGUACUUAAAUAAACCCGAUUAAGGAUGAGCUGUUACUGUAUGAUUCAAAAGUAGUCUCUCUUUUUUUUUAUCCCCUACUUGUGGGAUAUAUAAAAAAAUUGAUUGAAGGACAUGUAAUUCUAAGACAUUUAUACUUCCUGUACCUCUGCAAAGCUCAAGAAAGCAAAAAUGUGUAAUACUACAUAUUAUUUUUGUGUUUUAAUCAACUGAGCUAAUUAAGCAAGAAGAUCAACAUCCUAGUUUGUAUUUUUUAUAAAACACUAACAAAGACAGGUGUUUUCAAUAGACUGAACAGUUUUUUUUGUUUUAAUGAAAGUGGAACUUGUUUAUAGUAAUAUUUUUUUUAAAUGUUCAUUUUUGUUACAAGUUACUGUUAAACAAUUCAAAUAUUGAAAUGUCAGCUGUUUUGGUUAAUCAUACUUAUAUAUAAUAUUUGGUUUAUCAUACUAGUUAAUUAACCUUGCGUUUGUAGAAUUAUAUACAGACUUCUCUAUGUUUAAGUACUUUUCUUUUAGUUGCAAGCUUUUGGCCCUCCUACUUGAGCCUUCAUCAGGCAACAACGUACUUAACAAUAAAAAUUAUUUUAUCUGUGGAUCACCACUUUAAAAUAGGUAUCUAGGCGACAGUCAUAACAGUAACUAACAUCUGGUAUUAAAGUUAUU
Limulus polyphemus (Atlantic horseshoe crab) is the source of this 4574-nucleotide messenger RNA. Its product is annotated as aftiphilin-like. Gene Ontology annotation, cellular component: trans-Golgi network membrane; AP-1 adaptor complex. The transcript has 7 exons. Gene Ontology annotation, biological process: intracellular transport. Bases 369 to 3098 code for a protein of 909 amino acids. The record is from RefSeq and is a predicted model, not a curated record. Lineage: Eukaryota; Metazoa; Arthropoda; Merostomata; Xiphosura; Limulidae. Gene Ontology annotation, molecular function: clathrin binding.